AUGCUCACGAGGCAUUCCCCGGACCUCACGAAGUUUCCGAGAGAAUCUACUCAGCGAAGCUCUACUCACAUGCAACACAGCCUGAGCGUCGCAAGAAGAAGUCAUGCAAUGGCGUACUGUGUAUUGGGACGCACGCAGCUGCAGGCUGCAGGUGACAACAUGUCGACAACAUUUUUUUGGGAAAUGCGAACCGGUUGAGGUUACGCCGCCAUUUGCAAUUAGCAAAACACCUACUGUCCGUGAAAUUCAAAAAUCUCUCUUUCUUUGAAUCGCUCAUAGACGCCAUAGAAUCCUACAUUGGCGAUUUAUGUCAUGAACUCAAAGUGCCACGCGAUGACAUUGGGGAAUGGGAGGAUAUUUUGUACGACGCGAUUGAACAAAAAGUGACUGACGCGGACAAGAGGGAGGUUGCUAAGCCUCUUACGGGCCACAUAGAUUUUGCUGCAGCUAGGACAUCUUUUCNUGCUACACACGCUGGGACUACAUCGUUGUAUCCAUUUGAAUUUAUUGAGCAAUACAGCAUUGGUACAAAACGGUAUAUAGAUGACAUUUUUACGGUGCGAUAUGGUAACCAGACUGGACCAACAUUUGAAGAUAUUAUAUAUGAGGAGGUCAAUCAAUAUGUAUGGUGGUAUAUACCUAACGAUGGUGUUAGAUUCGAAUGGUGAUGAGAUAGACAACCCCGUUCGCGUUACCCAAGAACAGUGUGAGGAAUCAGUACACUUUCUGGAUAUGCAAAUAGGGCAAGACAUUCCUGGUAAGACUUGUAUCGGUAUGUAUAAUAAGCGCCAACAUAUGGCUACGCUGAAGCAAUAUCGGGCAUUCCCACAUUGGGAAACAGUGUUAUCUACUAGGUGUAAGAUGUCGACGUUACACUGUCAAAUGUGCCGAUUUGCUAUUAGAUGUACUGACAUUCGAUUUUUCCACGCUGCCACAGCCAGAUUGAUAGCUGACGACGUGCUUGCACGUUUCUAUUCUAGUCGACUUAUUAUACGUAAUACUUUACACAAUUUCAUGUAUACCUUUUUUCGUACCUCGCCAGUGACUGCAAACAUCGUGGGUGAAAAUGCACCUAUGGUGCGGAAUUCAUACUGGAAGAAAGUGGAGUUGGGUAUUUGGAAUCGAGUAGAUGCGAAUGAAUUUGGUAGAUUAGCCUGCGUGCGAUUACCUUUUACUUUACUGGGUAGUGUCCCGUUU
Ectocarpus sp. CCAP 1310/34 is the source of this 1197-nucleotide messenger RNA. NCBI's taxonomy places the organism in Eukaryota, Phaeophyceae, Ectocarpales, Ectocarpaceae. The record is from the annotation of a GenBank genome assembly.